Messenger RNA from Dicentrarchus labrax (European seabass), 1512 nucleotides. RefSeq names its product oligodendrocyte transcription factor 1 (gene olig1). Gene Ontology annotation, molecular function: protein dimerization activity. Lineage: Eukaryota; Metazoa; Chordata; Actinopteri; Moronidae. The coding region runs from base 344 to 1114 and encodes 256 amino acids. The record is from RefSeq and is a predicted model, not a curated record. The transcript has a single exon.
GCCGCACGCAGCUGUGGAAAUGAGAUAAAACUGAGCGGCCACUUUAGGAAGCUCUCACUCACUGGUGCAGCCAGAACCCUCUGAAGCCCCAAAGUAAAAGCCUUUGGAGACUUGUCAUUGUGCUGGAUGGCAGCUGUAUUCUGCGUGCAAAGGGGGGAUCAACAGGUGGAGGCAAUGAAGAUUUGAUUUUUGCAGUUUGUGGAUUUUCUUUUAAAAACAGAACUAUAUUUUUUCCUUGAUUAUUUUUGAUUUGUCUCUCAAGCUUUACCUUUUACUAAAUACAGUUUUAGGAAGACGAUACCGAACUACAAAUUAAGAAGACUGGCACACCUCUUAAGAGACUAUGAAUGUGCUGUCAAACCCAGUGAUCAGGGCCCAGGAGCAGUCUCUAGCUCUCUGUGGACCCGGGUCUGUCCAGGAUUUACCCCACUGCCCUCCAGGGUUCAACCUGAGCUCUCGCCUAAAUCCUCCACCCAUGCUUGGCCUCCAGAGUGGCCAAAGAUCCACCAAACCUCAGAGAGAGCUGAGCCCAGAGGAACAGCAGGAGCUUAGGAGGAAGAUCAAUAGCAGGGAGAGGAAGCGGAUGCAGGACUUGAACAUCGCCAUGGAUGCCCUCAGGGAGGUCAUGGUGCCUUACGCUUCCUCGCCAUCUUCUGCUUCCACCUCUCAGUCUCACCAGCCCGGAGCUCCACCAGGCCGCCGGCUCUCAAAGAUCUCCACCCUGGUUCUGGCCAGGAACUACAUCUUACUCCUGGGUUCGUCUCUGCAGGAGAUGCGGCGGCUGUUGGGGGAGGUAAGCGUGGGGAUGGGGGUGAACACAGGACCGGUCCCCCGGCUGCUGCUCACUGGAGGGUGGCCCCUCAUCUCUGGCCCCAGUCAGCUCCUCCUCACCCAGGAGUCCCUCCUCAACUCAGCAGCAUCCUCCUCCUCUUCCUCCACUUCAUCGUCCUCUGCUGCUAAAUGUCCCCUGUUGUCGCCGGGCCCCAUGGAGGCCUCGCUGGCCCCUGUGCAGUGGAGCUCUGCAGGGGCCUCAGGAGGGCCCCUGUGCCCCUGUGGAGUCUGCAGACUGCCCAGAUUUAGCCACUCCACUCCGGCCCCAAGAUUCCCAAAGUGACACCUUAAAGUUGAAGAGGAUUUCCCAAGAACGGACUUGAUGACUGUUACAUGUAUGCAACAUGGUUUUUAUAUGAAUUGCUAUUUAACAUUUUUAACAUGUUUAUAAUAAUUUACUGCAAUUACUUACGAUUAUAGUUUGAUCUUCUUAAACACAAUGGAUCUAUGCUGUAGUUGGUAAUGAAGUAAAUCUAAUAAUCUCCUUUAUGUUUCAGAAAUAAGUUGCAUAUGUCACAAACAGAGAAACAACUUUGAUGAUUCUUGUAGAAAGUGUGAGGUGUAAUGGCUGUGUGUGUGGUGCAUUUGAUUGCAGUGUUUGAUUGUUGUGCUGCUGUGUGAAAGAUACCAAAUCAAGGACGCCUUUGAAUUAAAAAAAACAAUAUUUAAAACCUCUGAAAA